Cylicocyclus nassatus is the source of this 228-nucleotide messenger RNA. The record is from the annotation of a GenBank genome assembly. NCBI's taxonomy places the organism in Eukaryota, Metazoa, Nematoda, Chromadorea, Rhabditida, Strongylidae.
AUGGUGUGCAUCCCUCGAGGCGGAGGAGCUACUCGCCCUGCAGCCGGAUCUCUCCGCUGCAAGGCUAAGGCUGCACCUUCAGCCUCGGACAAACUUGCACCCGAGCGCACCUUAUUGAGACCGUACACCGGAAUGGUGGCCAUCGAAGGAAGGGAGGUGUUUGGGCCUGACACUCAUGUGUUAGAUCUCGUCCAAGUUGAUGAUGGAACGGAUAAAAUUAAAGGCUGA